AUGAAUCUUGGGUUGUUCGAUAAUCCGGAGGAUACGAGCUGGCUGUUCGGGCUGCUGAGCCGUAGUCAAAGCUUUGUGCAGUCGUCCGACAGCUACCCGAGCCCCAGGGCUGGCUCCCUGCAGCGCCGACAUUCCGCAUAUCAGCCGGAUGCCGAUGAGAAUGUGGAGCCCCUCCUGGAAUGCGAUCGGGUGCUAGCCGAACGUUACGACGGCGUCGACAUUGCUUUUGAGAAAACGAAAAGCUGGGGAAGAUACUGCAAAGAACUAACAAACUAUGUGAAAUCGCGGUUGGCCAUCGAGCUCGAGCACGCCAAGCGCACCUCACAGCUGGCCGAGCAGACCCGGAUGGGCAUGCAAGAGGAAUUUCUGCCUAUGAAAGAGCUCUUCACCGACUCGUUCGACCUCGAAAAUGAGCAUUUUCUCAAAACCCGGGAGACCCAGGAGCACUUGGGAGACCGAUUUGUUAAGUCCCUCGAAUCGCGGCGCCUUGAAGCGGAAACGACACGAAGAGCCCUGAAAAAUGAGUGGCUAAAAACGGUGAAAGCAAUGACCGAUGCCGAAAAUGAGCUCCGCAAAGCCCAGCAAAACUUCACGGCCCGCGAGGAUUUAUUUAAAAAGGCCCGAGAGAACUCAAUUCGAGUGUCGGGCGACUAUCCGCCGGGAUCGUCUACCACGGAUUCGAUGCGGAAACUGGACAAGAAGCGCAUCCGGGAGGAAGACGCGCUUUUCAAGCGUGAGGAAGCCCUGCACCAAGUGAAGGCCCUCGAGACGGAGGUGAGGAGGAGGCGCAAGUCUGUGGAUAGGUGCAAGGAGAAGACGAUCGAAGCACUGCGCGAGUUGGUGCUACAGUGCGAUCAGACGACGAAGGCCUGUACGCAGCAUUACUUCAAGGCGCUGUCGGCUCUGUGGGUGGGCGUGCCGGCUCGCUACCAGGGGCUGGCGGAUGCAUCUAGAGACUACCAGCCUGGCCGCGAGUACAUGGCCUUCCUGCAGAAUCUCCCAACGCAACCCAAUCGAGCCGGAUCACAGCAUUCGUUGUUGAGAAGCGACAAAUCCGUCGACGACCUGUCGUCCCAAGGCGAAAGCUCCUCGGUGACGGCGUCGCGACGGAACGCCCUCAAUCCGGAUGACACCUGCGCCCUUCCGGAUACCCGACGACAUAAGAAGACGAGCUCAGCAGGCCGCUUCUUCGAGACGGCUGAACUCUCGGAGGCUGCUGCCAGCCACGAAUGGUCUCGAUCUCCACGACCGGCCAAAUGUAGCCACUGCGACACCUUGUCAAUCCUAUUUACGCUGACGUGUACUCGAUGCGGGCUCAAUUGGCAUAAGAAUUGUUUCCCGAAAGUAACCCUCGCCUGUGGCCAAGGCUCUCGCUCUCCCACGGAGCGGCGGGUGUCCAUGUUUGGUGUCAGCUUGCAGAAGCAGUUGGAAGAGCAGCACCGUGAGAUUCCCCUAAUCCUGGCAGAUGUCGUUGACGAGAUUCAGAGACGGGGGAUCCAGAUGAAGGGUCUGUACCGACUCUGCGGAGCUAAAUCAAAGAUUGAGGAGAUAUGCGAGUUGUUUGAAAGACAUACCGGCGAUUCCCAUAUCCCCCUCGACGAUGCUCACCCCGUCAAUUUGACGAGCGUCGUCAAGUGGUAUCUGCGCAAGUUGCCCGAGCCGCUGAUGACGUUCGAGCUGCACCCAACUUGGAUACGAUUCGGACAGAAAUUCUCCUCCGGCACCGUUGACGAGUCGCAAAUUGCCGACCUUGCCGCCGCCAUUGCCCAACUACCAAAGGCCAACUACGAGACGCUCCGAUUCUUGACGUUACAUUUGAACAGGGUAUCCUGGUUUUCCUCGAGCAACUUGAUGACGCCAUCCAAUCUUUCUACCGUAAUCUCUCCAUCGCUGUGCUGGCCGCAGUAUUGUAAGAUGAAGAGCCAGAGCCCGACCCAAGCCAACUCGGCGAUCCAAGAAGCCCAGUAUGCCUCCAAGGCCAUUGAAAUCCUAAUCGCCAAUGCACAUUCUAUCUUUAACGUGGAUCGUCCAAAGGACCGAGCGGAAUUUUUCAUGAAAUACCCACAGGAAGAGCCGAGCCUUGCCGAAGAUGUGGUUGGGGAUGAGGAGGAGGAAAAGAAGAACUGCGCCCCACCCAGCGAGUGUGGGAGCGAGGAGAGCGCCGUCGAGUUGUUCCCCGCCCGAGAAUCUGGCAGCAGAGACCAAAAGGGAGAGCAGUACACGACAUGCAUAAUCGUUGCCUCGUCUGCUCCACCUACUCCUCAUCCAUCGCAGCAGAGGCCGGUUCCGGUCCGGAAAAAUGUGUCAGUAGGGUUGGAGAGGAGCAACUAUGCCUGCGGUGAGGUGCAGCUCAACCUCUCCGAGGGCCAAUAUUUUGUGCCGGAGAACGGGCUUCAAAACACGGCGGAGCACAGCCCGGCGGGGAAGAGCACCAACUCUGUCUUCGACUAUGGUAACAGCUCGGGCUACAGUACCUCUGAAUGCUCGCGAGAGUCCGAGUCGCGCUCCUCCUCGCAGCGCGGGAGCAAGAAGUCCACGGAGCUGUUCCCGAAGGACAAGGGCGUCAGCUACGUC
This is a messenger RNA of Mesorhabditis spiculigera, 2574 nucleotides long. NCBI's taxonomy places the organism in Eukaryota, Metazoa, Nematoda, Chromadorea, Rhabditida, Rhabditidae. The record is from the annotation of a GenBank genome assembly.